Molecule: messenger RNA, 993 nt
Organism: Pocillopora meandrina
Lineage: Eukaryota; Metazoa; Cnidaria; Anthozoa; Scleractinia; Pocilloporidae
Source: the annotation of a GenBank genome assembly
AUGGUUGAUAAGUGCAAAAGUUCCGAUUGUGAGCGCUUGGCAAAAAUCCGUUCCAUGGCCGCUGAUGCCGAUCGAAUCCUAGUAAGGAUGAAAAGGGCAAGAGCUCAGCGCCAAGCCCUCAAAGAAGCUGAAGAGACCAGGAUAAAACAGCAAGCACAGGAAAUGGCGCAAACUGUUCAGUCUUCAUGGCAGACUUGUCGGCGGUUAAACGCACUCAUGCGAGAGCGCACACGGAAAAAUGAGAUAUGGUUAAGACAGAUUAGAGAUGGAACUAGGGUUCCACAAAAAUUGAUUAAAGACUGGAAACCAGAAUUGAAGUCCUCGGGGAAAGCCGAUGACAAGGAGGCAUCUUCAGCCACCGAAAAUGCUGACAAAAAUAAAGCAGAUUUGAGAGCAUCCGAGGGAUGUGGGAUAAAAAGUAAAGAAGUGUCAGUUACACCCGCGGAUGGCUAUCACAUGGAUGAUGACAAAGAUAAACAGGUAUCGGAAACAUUUCUUCACAAAGUUAUAUAACGUGUGUAUGUAAACAAACAGUUACUGGAUACGUUAUUAAAGGGUACGCUCAUCUUACAGUUUAAAAUAAACUCUGCUUAAGAUGUACAUGCAUUCAAUUCCGAAAAAAGGUAUAUUCUGCUGGGUAGGUUAUCAUAUUUUCAUAAGUAUGGGGCUCCAUUUUUGCGUUUGUGAACAGGAGCUCCGCUAUUACAAUUUUAUGGCUGUCAUAAUUUAAACUUCCUACGAUUUGUUUUACAGGUUAACGAAACCAGGGAUACUGUGUCUGAUCACAGGGAAACAAAGAGAGAACACGCUAACAUAAAUCCAGUUCGCAAAGUUCGCGGAGACACCAAGGUCAUCAAAAUGAAGGUAAUUAUUUCAACAGUUUUGGAUCCUCUCUGAAAUGAGUGAACAGCUGUAGAGGUGAGCAAUUCGUUGAUUGCCUAUACGUAGCUUGAAGCCAUGCGAGGAGAGAUGGUGCAUAGUUUAUGCUCUUAA